Myotis brandtii (Brandt's bat) is the source of this 2360-nucleotide messenger RNA. RefSeq names its product G protein-coupled receptor 180 (gene GPR180). Lineage: Eukaryota; Metazoa; Chordata; Mammalia; Chiroptera; Vespertilionidae. Bases 165 to 1184 code for a protein of 339 amino acids. The record is from RefSeq and is a predicted model, not a curated record. Gene Ontology annotation, biological process: response to pheromone; G protein-coupled receptor signaling pathway. The transcript is spliced from 8 exons.
GUCCAGGUGAUCAUGCUCUUCUGUGUGUCAGAGUUAACAACGUAGCAGUAGCUGUUGGAAAAGAAGCUAAACUCCACCUAUUCCAAGCCCAGGAAUGGCUGAAGCUGCAGGAAAACAGUAAUGGUUAUAGUUGUAGCGAAAAAUUAUCCAAAGCUCAGUUGACAAUGACCAUGAAUCAGACUGAACAUAAUCUGACAGUAUCCCAGAUUCCGUAUCCACAAACAUGGCACGUAUUUUAUGCAGACAAGUAUACGUGCAAAGAUGACAAUGAGAAUUCUCAGGUGGAAGAUAUACCAUUUGAAAUGAUGUUACUAAACCCGGAUGCUGAAGGGAAUCCACUUGAUCAUUUUAGUGCUGGAGAAUCUGGGUUACAUGAGUUCUUUUUCCUCCUAGUCCUAGUGUACUUUGUGAUUGCUUGCAUUUAUGCUCAAUCAUUGUGGCAGGCUAUUAAUAAAGGAGGACCCAUGCACAUGAUUUUAAAGGUUCUGACAACUGCAUUGCUGUUACAAGCUGGUUCAGCUUUAGCUAAUUACAUUCAUUUCUCCAGUUACUCCAAAGAUGGAAUAGGGUUACCUUUUAUGGGAAGUUUGGCAGAAGUUUUUGACAUCACUUCCCAAAUUCACAUGUUAUUCCUACUUCUGAGUCUGUGCAUGGGCUGGACAAUAGUCAGAAUGAAGAAGUCUCAGAGCAGACCUCUGCAGUGGGAUUCCACUCCUGCAUCCACUGGCAUUGCCGUGUUCAUUGUCAUAACACAGAGUAUUUUGCUACUUUGGGAACAGUUUGAAGAGACCAGUCCUCACAGCUAUUAUUCACACCACAACUUAGCAGGGAUCCUGCUAAUCAUUUUAAGAAUUUGCCUGGCAUUGUCAUUAGGUUGUGGACUCUACCAGAUCAUCACAGUGGAGAGGAGUACCCUGAAAAGAGAGUUCUACAUCACUUUCGCCAAAGGCUGUGUCUUGUGGUUUUUAUGCCACCCAGUUCUUGCAUGCAUAUCUUUCAUGUUUAAUGACUACCAAAGAGAUAAGGUUAUUACAAUAGGUGUUAUCCUUUGCCAGUCUGUUUCCAUGGUUAUUCUUUACAGACUCUUUCUGUCCCACAGUCUGUACUGGGAAGUUUCUUCACUCUCCUCAGUAACACUACCACUGACCAUAUCCUCUGGACACAAAAGUCGGCCUCACUUCUGAUACUUGAUUUUCUUUAAGGAAAAGUGAAUUGAUUAAACAGAGUGCAAUAAGGAUCCAAAUACACUGACUUUUUUUUCAUACUUUGGUAUGAAAAAUUGAACAUAGAGAGCAGAGCAUGUUAUUUAUACAACUGCAUUUAAGCAGUACCAAAACUGAAAAAGGAAAUAAAUGAAAUGUUUUGAAAAAUACUUAAACUUUGAAGAGUAUUGUUAUAAGGUGAUUUAUGUGAUUUCCAUGUGGAAAUAAAGAUGGAAAAGAAUUAUAUGAUAUUUUGGUAAGAGAUUCACCACUUAUAAUGCCUCAUUUUAUGUCAAUAGUUAACUCAGGUUUGAUAGUCUUAUAAAAAGUAAUCAGUUAAAUGAUUACUUGCUUAUACAUAUCUGAACUAAGUCCAGUUAUGAAAUCAGUUUAGUAUACUGAUUAAAAACUGCUUCUUUUUAAUGCUUUAAAGAAAAUGCAUUUCAUAUUGGAGUUUAAAGGAAUUGAAAGUAAAAUUCAGAAAAUAAAUAUAAAUUAUAUUCAUAGUUAAAUGAAUAAGCUUUUGUUCAUUUGUGGGUGGGGGUUUUCUCCAUUUUCUUCUAUCAUUUUGCUCUAAUUCCAGUUUUAGUUUGAUUAGCAAAGAGUUUUGGACAGUUUAUGAAAAAUAAAAUUAGAUAUAUUACAUGUGUUUUAAGGACAAAGGGCUUUAAAACUUGAGUAUUUAGGUAAAGGGACAAGCAGUUUUACAUGUUAAAAAAGAAAGAAGGAAAAAAUACUGUGUGAUAUGGUACUAAUUUAAUCCUGAUAUAAUUCAUUUCUCUUACAUUGAAUCCCCAAUCAUAAUUAAGCCAUAUACACAGAUUAAAUUAACAGAAGCAUUUCACAUAAAUGUUGGUUUCAGUCAUCAACUACCUAUGAAUUCCUGCCCAAGGAUACUUAAUCAGGAUUAAAUUUUCUAUGAAUAAUUGAAAAACAAAAUACUCACUGGAUUUGUUAUAAUCCAUAUUGGCAAUGGAAUCUAAGUAGUUGCCAUCUUGAAUCCUUAGUAAUAAAGCAAUAUUUUUGUGUGUCUGUGAUGCCCUUGUAUUGAAUAUGAUAGCUAAAAAGUACUCUAUCAAGUGCCUGUUUAAAGAAUUGCUAAAUGGUUGUUAAAACCUGCUAUUAUAUAAAAUGAGUAUUCCCAUUAAUGGUCACUGA